AUGAGUGUGCUGGUUCAAGAGCUGGUUGCAGAUCAGUACGACACCGACCCCGAGAUAGGCUUCCAAGAGAUCGCCACGGGCAACUUGCAAGUGGUCUUUCUCUCUGCAAUGGCUGAAGACACAGAUUUGAUGACGACCAUUAACAUCGCUUGGAGUACGACGAAAUCAUGGUUUCGCGGGAGUCGAGAUUACCUCAUGGUUUGUGAGCUGUGCCAAGUCGGGGGAUUGACGAGCUGUUUCCACGUCUUCGAUUGCAAGUCUCUCACUCCUCUCCAUGUCUUCACGCGAAACCUCUGGUUCUACUCCCGUUUCAACUUCCGGCUCGUCUUUCCUCACUCCUGGCACAUGUGGGCAUACUUCACGUCACAGUCUCAUGAUGGCGUCAACUCCUCAUUCUGCCCAGAGGGGUUGAUAAAGGCAACGUUCAUGUCGGGGACCAUUCAAGACUCGAGUAAAGCUUCUGCCCUUGAUUGGCACUUCCGUCCGAAGCCUCGCCCCAGCCACGCUCUCUUGACAGCCAUAAAACUACGCCGUCAAUUGCAGAGAUUGAGCCUUCUAUCGUGUGUGCCCACAAAAUAUGUCAAAUAUCUACUUCAAACCAACGGACAUGACCUUCCGCAUCAAGAUAUUCUGCCCAAACAAUUGGUCGAUAGACUUCUGCUGGGGUCCCGUAAAGUUUCGGCUGGCCUGCAACUUUCAAGCAAACCGCAGGGUCACAACCAGGACUUCCCCACGAUCGGUCCGAUCGUCCUCAACGAUGGAUCGAGUGGCUUGCAGGUUACUUGCCGGCCGUCGACGCCAGUCCGUGAGACAGCAUCUGAGCUGCAACAUAAGACGACGCCUCUUUCGCAUACCGACAUCUCACCUCGUCUUUUGUUAGUGGCUGGUAAGCCUGUGAGAAGAUUCGAAAUCAACUUUCUGCGCCUCACCGCAUCGAUUGAGAGCGCCUGUUUCUCGUACGCUUGGUGCAUCAUGCUGGACAUUGCAAUCAUCGGCGGUGGAAUUGCUGGGCUCACGGCAGCCAUCGCGCUCCGGCGAGCAGGCCAUUCUGUGACGAUACACGAGAAAACGUCGCUGAACAACGAAAUCGGGGCCGCGAUCAACGUACAGACGAACGCAUCACGUCCGCUGGUGGCUCUGGGAAUGGACCCGGUGAGAGCUAGGUUCGUGAUGGCCACAGGCAGCCGGCUCAUGCGAGGCGAUACCCUGGAGGUGACCCACGAACUCAACCUGGGGGCUAUUGCAAAUAGUUACGGAUCGCCGUGGUACUUUGCGCACCGGGUCGAUUUGCAUGAGGAAUUGAAGCGGAUGGUGGUAGCGGCUGACGGCGGCCCGCCUGUGACGUUCAAGUUGCGGAGUGAAGUGACGAGUUAUAAUCCGGAAGCUGCCAGCUUCACUCUUCGAGACGGAAUCGUCAUUUCUGCAGAUCUUGUGGUAGUUGCGGAUGGUAUUCACAGCGGUGGCGUCGAGGCGAUUCUCGGGUCUCCCAAUCCCGCGUCCCCCGCAGCCCUAGACAAUUUUUGCUACCGGUUCUUGAUACCCAUGGAUGCUGUACUUUCGGAUCCAAUCACCUCCAAUCUAUACAAAGAUGCAGCUGGUGGCUUUAGGCUAUUUCAUGGGGACGGCAAGAGAAUUGUCACAUAUCCGUGUAGGGACGGUGAGGUGCUCAACUGUAUUGCCAUUUUCCACAACGAACUCGACUCUUCGAGCAGAGAAGAUUGGCACAACUCGGUUGAUCAAUCUCACUUACUGAAGCUUUUUGAAAACUUUCAUCCCAAUGUGCUGGCUCUUCUUCGCAAGGCAAACGAAGUGAAGCAGUGGCCUCUGCUGUACAGAGCCCCCAUUCCAAGAUGGAGCAAGGGUCGCAUGGUUCUGAUUGGGGAUGCAGCUCACCCAAUGCUUCCACAUCAGGGGCAAGGAGGUGCGCAAGGCAUCGAGGACGGCGUUGCCCUCGGGGUGUGUCUUGCCAACACAACCUCAAAAGAUGAUGUAAUCAAGAGACUAGAAGUGUUCGAAAGAAUCCGCAGAAAUAGGGCCAGCGUGGUCACCAUCUUCAGCAAUGCUGGACAAGAGGAGGCGGAGAAGAUCAAGGAAGCUGCGUCCGAGUUCAUACCUGUCGAGCGCAUCCCCACAAAUCCAAGCGGCUUCUAUGACUUCCACUUUAGUUACGACAUUAUGGAAGACUCGGCUGAACACAUGCGGAAGCUCGAUCCCAACUUUAGGCUUCCCGAAGCGUUUCUAAGAAACGAACCAGGAAAUCGAGCAUUUCUGUGA
Colletotrichum lupini is the source of this 2274-nucleotide messenger RNA. RefSeq names its product FAD dependent oxidoreductase. The record is from RefSeq and is a predicted model, not a curated record. Gene Ontology annotation, molecular function: monooxygenase activity; FAD binding. Lineage: Eukaryota; Fungi; Ascomycota; Sordariomycetes; Glomerellales; Glomerellaceae. The transcript is spliced from 16 exons. The coding region runs from base 1 to 2274 and encodes 757 amino acids.